AAAUUCUUGUCGACGUUGACCAUCGACCACGAAGACGUCGAGCAAGAAAUUCACCCGUCAUGCCUCAAUUCAUAUCUACGUCCUCGUCUUCAAAGAGGAAAGCAUCCAGGUCACCAGAUACUCGUCUCUCGAAGCGAGCAGCGCCUUCAACCCCCGAAGAGGGUGAAGUCGAUGAUGGCGGGCCUUCUAACCCUCCUCAUUUCUCUUUACCAGCCAAACCGAUAUCCACAGAAAACAAGAAAGGAAAGAUAGCAUUCCCAUUCAAAACCAAGAAAACGCAAGUCGAAACAACGGCCACUACCACCACUAACGUCUUCUCGGAAGCCAAGCCAUCGGCAGGAAAGUCUUCUCCUGGACGGGGAAGGACACGCGAGAGGAUAUCAGAAGGCACUAGGCACCCGUCCAGGGAUUCUGAUGUAAAGGAAAGAAGGAAUGGUCGAGGAUCUCGAGCUGUCGACACUUAUUACCCCGACAAUGAUGGUUCCCGCUACGCAAGCAGGAUGCGUUCACGUUCGCGUUCGCGGUCCAUCUCACCCGGGAUGCAUCGUUUGCCUCGUCGUGAUCCGUCUUAUAGUCCGAGGAGACACGAAAGACACGAAAGACGGGACAGAGAUAGGGAUAGGCACUACAGCAACUGGAGAGACAGAGACGAUAGAGUUUAUGACAAUCGAGGGAGGCAUUUGGACAAUGAAGACAGAUAUUACCGGCCCCAACCCUACUCAUCCUCUCGCUGGGGUGAUGACCGAGAACGAGGUGGAAGGGAUUUCUAUCAUCGUAGACCUUCGCCUUCCAGAAGCAGACAGGACCGAACUUACCGUCCUAAAUCUUCGUCCCCCGUUGAUCUCGCGAGGACACCUCCCGGUCAGCCAGACUAUGCGAUGACACCACCUGGCCUACCGCCAUCACAGUCGCCACUGCCAAAAGCCCUUGAAACACCCACUCAUCCACCCACCUCCCCGUCACAGUCUGCAGCAGCAGCACCUCCCCCCCCUCUUGAUGGACCACCACCCCCCCCACCUCGUACACCACCUCCAGUCCCUCCACCAGAUACUCGCCUUGCGCAUCUAGAUCGGCCCGCGCCACCUAAACCUAAAGCAGUUUACAUACCUAUACAACCCACUCAUCCACUACGACCACCGCCUGCUCCACGAGAUAUUCAUUCACCACCUCCGUUGAAACAACCUGCUUCUACUGAUAGAUACAACCGCCCCACUGCCGAAGGCAGGGAUCAUCGUAAAAAUAACCAAAAGGAAUCCACCCCCAGAAUCCGGAUUGUUAGACGCCCUGUAACCUUCACUCCGGACAGAAAGGAAGAAGAAAGGAGAUUUGGACAUGUCCUAGAGGGAUGUGGUAGACAGGAUGAUUAUGCAGCUACCACCAAGUUGGGUGAAGGGACCUUUGGUGAGGUUCAUAAAGCGGUUCACAAAGCUACCGGAAGAGCUGUUGCUCUCAAGCGCAUUCUGAUGCAUAACGAGAAGGAGGGCAUGCCGGUGACAGCUUUACGAGAAAUCAAAAUCUUGAAAGCGAUGAAACAUGCCUGUAUCAUAGAUAUAUUGGACAUGUAUAUCGUGAGGAGCAAGGAAAAUGAAUCCAUGUCGGUGUUUAUGGUCUUUCCGUACAUGGACCACGAUCUCGCUGGCCUUUUAGAAAAUGAGCGUGUAGUACUACAACCAAGUCACAUCAAGCUCUACAUGAAACAGCUGCUGGAAGGAACUGCGUAUAUGCACCGGAACCACAUAUUGCAUCGUGACAUGAAAGCAGCGAAUCUCCUCAUCUCAAAUUCUGGCUCUUUACGUAUCGCGGACUUUGGUCUAUCGCGAACGUACGAGUUGGAGGGGUCCAACAAAAUGAAAGAACGCAAGUAUACAAACUGUGUCGUGACCAGAUGGUAUCGACCUCCUGAAUUGCUUAUGGGCGCACGUAAUUAUGGUGGGGAGGUUGAUAUCUGGGGUAUCGGAUGUGUUUUUGGCGAAAUGUUCCUUCGUCGGCCUAUUCUUCCAGGUACCUCGGAUAUUGAUCAGCUCGAAAAGAUAUGGCAACUCUGUGGAACACCCAAUCAACACACUUGGCCUCAUCAUGACCGACUACCCGGUUGCGAGGGUAUCACCCGCUGGAAAAACUAUCCGAGGAAAAUCAAGCAAGCCUACGAAGCAAUUAGCUCCGAAGUUUGCGAUCUUAUGGAUAAGUUAUUGACGUGCAACCCUCAAUCCCGUAUCACGGCUGAAGUGGCUCUGGACCAUGACUACUUUUGGACAGAUCCAUUGCCGGCCGAUCCAAAGACCCUCCCAUCAUACGAAGCCUCUCAUGAGUUCGACAAACGUAGCCAACGAGCAAUGAACCAUCGUCCACAACCCCAACCUCCCGCCAUGCCUCAGCAUCCUCGAAUAGAUCACCGACCGCAACAUCGAGCAAUGGCUAUCCCUCAUCACAACGCCCGCCCAUCUGGGCCACCCAACGGUUGGCCCCCUCAGCCAAACAAACUACCAAUGAAUUACCCCGGAAUGCCGCACCCACCUCCUCAGAUGCCAGACGGUGGUGGGUAUUAUCCUCAGCCUAAUUACCUACCCGAUGCCAGACCGGGGCCUCCCGGUGGAGGUGGAGGUGGAGGAAACCCUUUACCUCCUCGAGGGGUGAUAUCGAGGAAUGCAGCCUAUCAACCGAAUGGAACGCGAAAUUAUAAUCCUGGACAUCCUCCUCCUCGUGGACAUAAAAAUCCUGUUCAACCGCCACCACCUCCGUUGCAUGUGGCACCUGGAUUACCACAACGGCCUAUGGAUCCUCAGGGUAGAGUGGCAGGUGUUGUUGCUCCUCAUCCCAGCGCGGUUAGAGGAGGGGAUCCCGACCGGGAUAUUUCAGAUCCGUCUGCGUCGCUUAAUUAUGGCUAGGGGGUCCUUUAAUGGGUUCUUCAUUCCCACCCAAAUUACGUUUUUGUGUAUCUCCCCGCCUUACUCUUCGUUUUAUACAUAACCAUGCAUCUUUUUUCCAAACUUCCAUAAUCAAGCCAUAGACUAAGGCGCUUUUUGUGAUUCGUCGUUUUGUUUUCUUGCCGUUUGCUACCACUACAAUCAUUGCUACAAACCAACCCAUCUGUCAUCUGCAACCACAUAUAUAUCUCUCUUGCAAAGACUUUUUCUACGCUCUUAUGCACUAUUGUAUAAUA
Molecule: messenger RNA, 3160 nt
Organism: Marasmius oreades (fairy-ring Marasmius)
Lineage: Eukaryota; Fungi; Basidiomycota; Agaricomycetes; Agaricales; Marasmiaceae
Exons: 7
Coding region: 60-2885 (941 amino acids)
Biological process (GO): protein phosphorylation
Cellular component (GO): nucleus
Molecular function (GO): cyclin-dependent protein serine/threonine kinase activity; ATP binding
Source: RefSeq, a predicted model, not a curated record